This is a messenger RNA of Tigriopus californicus, 811 nucleotides long. RefSeq lists its product as uncharacterized. Lineage: Eukaryota; Metazoa; Arthropoda; Copepoda; Harpacticoida; Harpacticidae. The record is from RefSeq and is a predicted model, not a curated record. The coding region runs from base 181 to 693 and encodes 170 amino acids. The transcript is spliced from 3 exons.
CGCCGCGUCUAAGACAUUACAAUGAUGAGGUGUUUCCAAAGUUGAUAAUAUUGAAACAGAGCCCACGAACGGACGGACUACGUCGUGGCGUGUGACUUGCGUCAAUGCAACCGAGUUUUGGCGAGAAACCGAUGGUUGGAAAGAAAGUUGGCAAACAAGCUUCGAAGGGAAAGAAGGCAAAUGAUUCAGUUAGAAUUCGUUUGCAGGAUGAGGUGGACGGUGUUUUUGCUCACUAGUAGUGUCUUGGCGUGUUUCACUCUCACCGUGGCAGAUCAAUAUUAUGCUCAGUCCUUUGCUGCCCCGUAUACACCUCAGUAUGCUCUUCGUCGACAAGGCUUUGACUUAUUUGGCGAUGGUGGUUCGUUGGGAAUCAUUGGUGUAGGAGCCAUUGCGGCAAUUAUUGCUGGAUGUGUUGCAGUAGUACAAGCUGCUAAUGCCAGGACGACGAUCCAAAAUGAUAUCAAUACCCUCUCGACAAGGGCCAACACCCUUCAGACGUCAGCAGAGGCAGUGACAAACACUUUAAUGACUGCUCAAGCCGAUGCCACAACCAACAACGCCGAAGCUAAUGCCGUUUGUAAUUUUCUAAGUACCGUGGCGAUGGUGACCACCAUGACCGGCAGUACUGCGGACAAUUUGGCUGCUAUUAAUUCGAUUUUAGAUGCUGCAAUGGCUGUCACCUGCGAACCAUAAUUCAUUGCUUACACUUUUAGCUACUUAUCGUAUACUUGUUUAUAUUUUGUCCUUAUGCUGUUUUUGUCUUAUGUUGAAAUCACUAAUGCCUAUAAAUAGACACCGGAUUUGAAAUUGA